Messenger RNA from Blumeria graminis f. sp. triticale, 957 nucleotides. The record is from the annotation of a GenBank genome assembly. NCBI's taxonomy places the organism in Eukaryota, Fungi, Ascomycota, Leotiomycetes, Helotiales, Erysiphaceae.
AUGGGCUCAUUAUGUGUCGCAACAUUUCUUCUUUCAGUCGGGAGCCCCUACAUUGCCGAUCGCAUGGUUUUGACCGAAUUUCCAAAUACAUAUGCACAUGUAUACCGCGAGAUAAGUAAAGCGCAUCAGUUCCCCUUGCGCAAGCCUAGUUCAGAUGUUUUCAUGAUUAAGAGCGACACUCAACGGCCUGGGACAUCUUACGCAAUCUACUGCUCGCAGAAAUGGAAUGGGAAAAACAUAAUGGAUGGACUUCUCGAUCAAAUAAUUCCCUUCACUAUUGAUGGUCCGAGUAGAGAUAAGGGACGAAUUAAUCCAGAAAAUCCAUGUUCUACGCAGCUGGCAAGUAUGGCCAAGAAAAAGAAUUACAGACUUAUCUGGACGAGCGAAAUAAUCAAGAGCAAUGCAUGUACGGGAAAGGAUCUUCUGGAGCUGGCUUUAAAAGGAUAUAUCACUAUUCAUAAACAUCAUUUCAUUAGCCCUAGAGAAUAUCUGAAACCUAAGAUACGGAUUUAUUUUGACGUAGGAAUCGAAAUUCAGUUUGGCGAAGAACAAGUUUACUUUAAAGGCGAAAAAGUAAAUGAUGAAACUGAAGAUGAGAUUUUAAUGUGGUACACGGGCUACUUACACAUAUUUCGCCGCAGAAUUAAAAAAGGGGGGUGGUAUGCAAGCACCUCUCUAACAUCAAUAGAUUUGAAUGGAUAUAAAAUAUCCAAAUUUAUCCGGCGUAACAGCCCUCCAUUCAAUAGAUUUAUCGAAACUUGGGAGUUCCUUGAAACGCUAGUAGAUAAAAGGGAUCAUUAUCCGGGCUUAACUGAAAAGGAAUUAACGAAAGAGAGGCAACGAAAGACAUCUCAUGAUAAGAUAGAAAGACUGAAAUUGGAUAAUCUUCGGCCGUCAGAUGUACAUGGGUUUAUCUCAAGCUUCAAAUGGUACGGGGAUAGCUCAUCAGGACACUAA